Molecule: messenger RNA, 1964 nt
Organism: Theobroma cacao (cacao)
Lineage: Eukaryota; Viridiplantae; Streptophyta; Magnoliopsida; Malvales; Malvaceae
Gene: BBX27
Product: B-box zinc finger family protein
Molecular function (GO): zinc ion binding; protein binding
Source: RefSeq, a predicted model, not a curated record
AAAACGGAAAGAAAAAAAAAAAAUUAGAAAUGUGAAGAUAAAUGAGAAUUCAGCAGGGAAGCUCAGACUCAAAAGCCUGACCAUUUCUUUUAUGUAGAAGUUCUCUUGCAAUUCUCAAUUCAGUUGUUUUUCUUUUCUCGCGAAACAAACACAAGAUCCUGGAAAGUGGAUCAGGAGAUUGGUUCUUCAAUGAACAGUAUCUUUUGUCAAUAAUCAAGCUCAUAGAUUUGAAGUGAUAUUGAAUAUAUACCAGAAGACACUUUGGAAUUUGGAGUUUACUUUGAAAUGGAGAAAAUCUGUGAAUUCUGCACAACUUCAGGACCAGUUGUUUAUUGCAAGGCUGAUGCAGCGCAUCUGUGCCUUUCCUGUGAUGCAAAGGUCCAUUCAGCCAAUACACUUUCCAACAGGCAUCUUCGUACCCUCCUAUGUGACUCAUGCAGAUACCGCCCAUCUUAUGUUCGGUGUUUGGAUCACCAGAUGUUCAUGUGUCGUGGUUGUGACCGAACUUUCCAUGAUGCUUCUUCCCAGCACCAGAGACUUGCAGUUAGUAGUUAUUUGGGGUGCCCUUCAGCUAAGGAUUUUGCAGCAUUGUGGGGUUUUGAAUUGAAUGAGCUGGAAAACAAUGCUAUUCAAGAUCACUCUUUAUCCAAUUCAUGUGUUUCUGUGAAUCCCAAUGCGGUCAAACUGGAUGAUUUAGGACAGUCUUGUUCCCAAAUUGGAGUUUCUUCAAGUAAAUCCUGUGUGACUCAAGCCCCUGCUGCAGGAUGUAAUGUUGGAUCAAACAGUCAACAAACCAAGGUUAUUAACAAAGGUCAACAGCAGCAAAACACUGCCUUUAUUUUGCAACAGAUUCUUGACCUGAAAAAGCUUCAGCUCACUGAGAGAGAUGGUCAUUUGCCUUUUAUUGGUGGCCAAGAACAAGCUGACACAUCUUCUUCAAUAUGCAACUUUUCACAAAACCUUGAUAGUAAUCGAGUCCAGGACAUUGGCAUCAAUCUCCACCAAAGUAACAAUCCAAUCCACGAGCAGAAUGCAGAUCCUCUGCCCUUGUCAUUUUCUCAUCUGGAGAAUUUAGCAUCAUCUUCAACUUCUGGGAUUCCUUUGUAUGGAGAAUCUUUUUGGCAAAGCAAAAGUCCGAUUCGUGGUAGUCAGUUGUGGUCUCAAAAUAUGCAAGACCUUGGAGUUUGUGAAGACAUUUUUUGCCAAGAUGAUUUUAACAUGCCUGAUAUAGAAUUAACAUUCCCCAAUUUUGAAGACCUUUUUGGUGCUGAUCAAGAUCCAAUCCGGGCACUGCUUGGUAAUAAAGAUGUUUGUUGCUCAUCUGUGGACAAGGAUAUGUCCUUCAACAAAUCAGAUAUUGUUAAUGCAAGACCAGUGGAGGAUGCUUCUGUGGCCUCAUCUAUUUACAUCAAUCAGUCUGCUCAUACAGAAAAUAAUAUGGAUCCUUCUAACCACAUUCAUAACUUCCAGAGGGCUAGUGAUUCUCCUCGCCCGAUUCGACCAUCUUAUUCAACAAUGUCCUUCUCUGUUUCAAGGUUUAGUGCUGAAAGCAGUGGUAUUGACUGCCCUGAUAGUGAACUUUCACCCAUUACACAGGGGGAAGCAUUAUGCUUUUCACCUGGCUUAGGCAGCUUGCAUUCAGAAGCCAGAGAAAAUGCCAUGAUGAGGUACAAAGAGAAGAAGAAGGCCCGACUGCAUGAAAGACAAAUUCGUUCUGCAUCUUGGAAAGCUAGAACUGAUGUACGGAAGAUGGUAAAAGGACGAUUUCCUAAGAUGGAGGACUAUGAUUCUGAUAAUGCCAAUGGGACAAGGAGUUAUUAAGUAGUUCCUUCGUUUAUGUCUUGUACAUAUUAUCAGUUCCAGAUAUAUUCAAAUUCAAUCAAUUCUUUCUCUCCCAUGUAUUUAUGGUUUUGAUCCUAACAGAAACAAUAAAAUUAAGGUCUUUGUUAUUCAUGAAAGUCAUC